Sardina pilchardus (European sardine) is the source of this 1652-nucleotide messenger RNA. Its product is annotated as E3 ubiquitin-protein ligase TRIM35-like. Gene Ontology annotation, biological process: protein ubiquitination. Gene Ontology annotation, molecular function: ubiquitin protein ligase activity; zinc ion binding. Gene Ontology annotation, cellular component: cytoplasm. The record is from RefSeq and is a predicted model, not a curated record. Lineage: Eukaryota; Metazoa; Chordata; Actinopteri; Clupeiformes; Clupeidae. The transcript is spliced from 3 exons. Bases 1 to 936 code for a protein of 311 amino acids.
AUGGCGUCAAAGCCUGAAGAGGAUUACUGCUGUCCUGUGUGCUGUGACAUCUACACGGAUCCAGUAGUCCUGUCGUGUAGUCACAGUGUGUGUAAAGCCUGUCUGCAGAAGUUCUGGAAAAUCAAAGGAUCCAGAGAGUGUCCCGUCUGUAGGAGGAAAUCUUCAAAGGACUUUCCACCCCCUAAUCUGGCUCUAAGGAACCUGUGUGAGGCGUUCUUACAGGAGAGAAGUCAGAGAGCUGCAGCAGGGCCUGAGGUGCUCUGCAAUCUGCACAGUGAGAAACUCAAGCUCUUCUGUGAGGAGGACCAACAGCCUGUGUGUUUGGUGUGUAGAGACUCUAGAAAACAUAAGAAUCACAACUGCAGUCCCAUAGAUGAAGCAGCACAGGACCGUAAGGAGGAGUUCAAGAUCAAACUGCAGCCCUUACAGAAGAAGCUGAAGACCUUUGUAGAAGUUAAACGUAUCUGUGACCAAACAGCAGCACAUAUUAAGACACAAGCCGAACACACAGAGAGGCAGAUUAAGCAGGAGUUUGAGAAGCUUCACCAAUUUCUACGAGAUGAAGAGGCAGCCAGGAUAGCUGCAGUGAAGAAGGAACAGAAGCAGAAGAGUCAGAUGAUGAAGGAGAAGAUUGAGAAGAUGAGCAGAGAGAUCUCAUCUCUUUCAGACACCAUCAGAGCCAUAGAGAAGGAGAUGGGAGCUGAUGACAUCACAUUCCUGCAGGUAUGGACCAUCCACUGUCUGUAUAAUGAAGUGUGUUACAUCUGCUCUAAUGAUAAAAAAAAAGCCUCUGGCUGUAACAUCAGGGCUGCCAAAUCUCACACUUUGGGCGUGACAGUCACGCAAUUUGACCCAUUCUCACACCACACGCCAUACUUGACAUUUCACACGCAAAAUAUUUCCCCAUUCAGUGCAUUAUAUAUAUAUUUUUCAUGAUGAUAAACUUUGGUCAUUGCCUUGCCGUAGUUCGAGCUCUGACCGACAGCAAUAGCCAAUCCAUCAGUCCUUUGUGCCUAAAUCUCACCAAUUACGGAAGGCAUCACGCAAUAUAAACAAAUCAGAAGCAACGUAAGGCGGGUCUUGGCGCCUCUAACUUUCAAACACACAACAGCGCCGACUCCGACAAUUAGAUUUAAAACGUUCUACUGCUUGCUAGAUUUUGUUUACAGUUGAUUCGCUGUUUCUCCUUGAUUUUCCAAGUUAAUGUUAAGGCUGCUAAGUCUAUAAUUGUCACUUGUUGCAGAGCUGUGUAACAUUUAUUUGGCCCUUUCUUGAUGAGUUCACACUUGAAAAAUCGGCUGCGAAAUGUCAAGCUUUGAGUGUGACAGUGAAAAAAACUCGAACUCUCACACUUGCCAUUUUCUGAAACUUGGCAGCCUUGUAGUUGUUGACGUGCUCAUGUCACUCACAUCAUUCAUCAAUCAUCAUUUGACUCAUCAUCCUGUGAGUGAUGAUGAUGGAUAGUGAGAUCAGAUUCAACUCCUGUCUGUCAGAUAUGAAGUUUCUUUCUGGAGCAUCAGUGUCCAACAUGAAGCUCAACAGUUCAAUAUCAGACAUUCACAUUCAUACCACAUCAUGGGUUGUGGAAUCAGUUGGUGUUAUUUUGGAGAGAGAAACACUAAGAUGAGAGAGCAGCAGAAGGCUGAAUGAAU